GGAAAAGGUGAACGUGCGCAGACUUUCAGAGAGGUUGAAAGAUCCCCUGUUGAAUUCCUAUGGAGAAGAGCACAACGAGUUUGUGAAGAGCGCCAUCGCCAGAACUAACCGUAUAGCAACUGUUUUCAAAGUGAACUGUUUACUAACCACAUCGUUUUUGGCACUGACACCGUUCAUUGCAGACGCUAUGUUUCCCAUACCGUUUUCCUUCUUUCAAGAGGGCUCCAUGUGGUACGUCGUAUAUUUGGUACAGGUCAACGGUUUGGCGGUUGGUAUUUGGAAUAAUGCAGGGUUGGACACUUUGAACAUAGGAUAUAUGGGAGUAGCUUUGGCAGAACUUGACAUCUUGAUAUAUAACAUCGAACAUUCUGCAGAAGCUAGCGCUUCCGGCGUCACAAAGUCAAAGUCUGAUGUUGACGAAUAUUUGUUUACCUGUUACAAACAUCACAACAAAAUAAUGGAGUUUAUUAAGAAUAUCGAAGCUGUGUGCACAAAAAGCAUCUUGGUUCACUACGUCAGUAGCAUAGUAGUUAUCUGCAACUCUGGAUUCCAUUUAAUUAUGACUCCAUUGUUUUCUGGACAAUUCAUCAUUCUAAUCGUAUUCUUUUCCGCUAUUAUGAUAGAACUAGCAAUGUACUGUUGGAUUGGAAAUGAGAUUAUUUUAAAGAGCCUUCAGAUUGGCGACGCCUGCUAUAUGUCGAAGUGGUACGAAUUUAGCCCACGGACUAACAAAAUUCUGUUUCUGAUAAUGGAACGUUCAAAGAGACCUCUCACAAUCAGCGCAUAUAAAUUUUCGGUGUUGUCUAUGUCUGCGUACUUAAAAAUAAUACAGUGCUCUUACUCGUACUUUACAGUAUUGAGAAGGGUGUAUAUGAAAGACUAAUCUUAAAUGAUACAUUAGAAA
Messenger RNA from Anoplophora glabripennis (Asian longhorned beetle), 904 nucleotides. Its product is annotated as odorant receptor Or2-like. Gene Ontology annotation, cellular component: plasma membrane. The coding region runs from base 188 to 883 and encodes 231 amino acids. Gene Ontology annotation, biological process: detection of chemical stimulus involved in sensory perception of smell; sensory perception of smell. The transcript is spliced from 6 exons. The record is from RefSeq and is a predicted model, not a curated record. Gene Ontology annotation, molecular function: olfactory receptor activity; odorant binding. NCBI's taxonomy places the organism in Eukaryota, Metazoa, Arthropoda, Insecta, Coleoptera, Cerambycidae.